Molecule: messenger RNA, 2594 nt
Organism: Brassica napus (rape)
Lineage: Eukaryota; Viridiplantae; Streptophyta; Magnoliopsida; Brassicales; Brassicaceae
Product: subtilisin-like protease SBT1.7
Exons: 1
Coding region: 186-2468 (760 amino acids)
Biological process (GO): proteolysis
Molecular function (GO): serine-type endopeptidase activity
Source: RefSeq, a predicted model, not a curated record
AUAUAAAACCGAUACAAAGAGAUGUGGGAAACGGCACGUUGUGACACAGUGUCAGAAGCUUGCGGUUACUAGCAUCUAAAACCUCUUUGUGUGUUCUCACUAGCAUCUCCCGUCUCUCCCUACUUACUAUAUAUAGAUAUAAACUAUUCAUCCAAAUCAGAGCGAUACCAUAGAUUGCGAAAGACAUGUCUUCUUCUUCGUUUCUCUCCUCCGCUGCAUUCUUCACUUUCCUCCUCGUCCUCCAUCCGGGCUUCUGCCACGUGUCGGAUGGAGCUCAACAUGCAACUUACAUCGUUCACAUGGCGCAGUCUCAGAUGCCGUCGGGCUUCGACCUCCACUCUCUCUGGUACGACUCCUCCCUCAGAUCCGUCUCACAAUCUGCUCAGCUCCUCUACACAUACACCAACGCCAUUCACGGAUUCUCGACUCGGCUAACUCCCGAAGAAGCCGACUCGCUCAUGACUCUGCCAGGUGUCAUCUCGGUACUACCGGAGCACCGGUACGAGUUACACACCACUCGCACUCCACUCUUCCUCGGCCUCGACGUCCACAACGCGGACCUCUUCCCCGAAACCGGCUCCUCCAGCGACGUCGUCGUCGGUGUCCUCGACACCGGGGUUUGGCCGGAGAGCAAAAGCUUCUCCGACGUUGGAUUAGGUCCGAUCCCCUCCACGUGGAGAGGCGGUUGCGAGGCUGGAACUAACUUCACGGCUUCGCUGUGUAACCGCAAACUAAUCGGAGCUAGAUUCUUCGCUCGCGGGUACGAAGCCACGAUGGGACCAGUCGACGAGUCGAAAGAAUCAAGAUCUCCUAGAGACGACGACGGCCACGGGACCCACACGUCGUCAACCGCAGCUGGAUCCGUCGUGGAAGGAGCUAGCCUUUUCGGAUUCGCUAGCGGGGCGGCCCGCGGGAUGGCCCGACGCGCUCGCGUGGCGGUUUACAAAGUUUGUUGGGAAGGCGGUUGUUUCAGCUCGGAUAUUUUAGCUGCGAUCGAUAAAGCUAUCGACGAUAACGUUAACGUUUUGUCGAUGUCUCUCGGCGGUGGCACGUCGGAUUAUUAUAGAGACAGCGUCGCGAUCGGAGCGUUUGCGGCGAUGGAGAGAGGGAUAUUAGUCUCCUGCUCCGCCGGUAAUUCUGGUCCCAGCUCGUCCACUUUAUCGAACGUAGCUCCGUGGAUCACCACCGUUGGUGCGGGUACGAUAGAUCGCGAUUUUCCGGCGGUUGCGGUUCUCGGAAACGGGAAGAAUUACUCGGGCGUUUCGUUGUUUAAAGGAGACCCCCUUCCGGAUAAAACGCUGCCGUUUGUUUACGCGGGGAAUGCUAGUAACGCGGCUAACGGGAAUCUAUGUGGGCCCGGGACUUUGAUUCCGGAGAAAGUGAAGGGGAAGAUCGUGAUGUGCGAUAGAGGAGUGAACGCCAGGGUUCAGAAAGGAGAGGUGGUGAAGGCUGCCGGCGGACUCGGGAUGAUUCUCGCUAACACGGCGGAGAACGGAGAGGAGCUUGUGGCGGAUGCUCAUUUGUUACCUGCCACCGCCGUGGGAGAGAAGGCCGGUGAUAUUAUCCGGCAUUACGUCUUAACCGAUCCGAAUCCAACCGCUUCGGUUUUGAUUCGAGGGACCGUUGUUAACGUCCAGCCGUCUCCGGUUGUUGCGGCGUUUAGCUCGAGAGGACCUAAUUCGAUCACGCCCGAUAUUCUUAAACCGGAUUUAAUCGCACCGGGAGUUAAUAUCCUUGCCGGUUGGACCGGAUCCAAGGGACCUACCGGUCUAGCUUCCGAUGCUAGACGCGUGGAGUUCAACAUCAUCUCAGGAACGUCCAUGUCUUGCCCUCACGUGAGCGGUUUAGCUGCGCUUCUCAAGUCCGUGCAUCCGGAGUGGAGCCCGGCGGCGAUCAGAUCGGCUCUCAUGACCACCGCUUACAAAACAUACAAAGACGGGAAACCGAUACUCGACGUCACGACGGGGAAACCUUCAACGCCGUUUGAGCAUGGCGCAGGACACGUGUCGCCGACGACGGCGAUCAAUCCGGGACUUAUUUAUGAUCUAACGACGGUGGAUUACUUAGGCUUCCUCUGUGCGUUGAAUUACACACCGUCGCAGAUCAGAAGUGUGUCGAGACGCAAUUACACUUGCGAUCCUAGUAAAUCGUACUCCGUCGCUGAUCUAAACUAUCCGUCGUUCGCCGUUAACGUUGACGGAUCCGGCGUGCUCAAGUACACGCGCACUGUCACGAGCGUGGGAGGAGCCGGGUCUUACUCGGUUAAAGUAAAUUCGGAGACAACUGAAGUGAAGAUUUCGGUUGAACCGGCGGUUUUGAAUUUCAAAGAAAUAAACGAGAAGAAAUCGUAUACAGUGACGUUUACAGUAAACUCGUCCAAGGCGUCUAGGUCUAAUAGCUUCGGGAGCAUCGAAUGGUCAGAUGGGAAACACGUGGUGGCUAGUCCCGUAGCGAUCAGCUGGACAUAGUUGUAAAUUGUGACAAAAUUAAAGGGCUUGAUGGAAAGAAUAAAGUCACGGACGUUGUAGUGCCGUUCUUUGUAAUAGCUCUUUGUUUCAAAGCAAAAGUGGCAUGCAGUGUGUUCUUGGGCUUUA